This is a messenger RNA of Varroa destructor (honeybee mite), 3518 nucleotides long. Its product is annotated as potassium channel subfamily K member 18-like. The record is from RefSeq and is a predicted model, not a curated record. Gene Ontology annotation, molecular function: outward rectifier potassium channel activity; potassium ion leak channel activity. Gene Ontology annotation, cellular component: plasma membrane. Lineage: Eukaryota; Metazoa; Arthropoda; Arachnida; Mesostigmata; Varroidae. Gene Ontology annotation, biological process: potassium ion transmembrane transport; stabilization of membrane potential.
CCAUUUUUGGAGUCUUUUUUGUUAUCUAUAGGAAGUGACUUGAGAUUAUUCAAGCAAACUAUAGCUUCGAGCGUACUUUCCAGAGUUCGUGUUUUUCAACUAUUGACCUAUUUAUCUGUGUAACUAGUAAGUGAUCUCCUCAUUUUAGAUGGAGGUAAUCAUUUGGCCCUUUUGUUUUCGAGAUAAAUUCAAAAAAAACGAUUCUCAAAACAUCCUGUUUAUUUCUACGAAAUGGCAAAAUUUAGGUUUUUCCAAAAAUAGCAUUUCUAUUUUAUAUUGUUUCUAUGGGACAUAAGAUGUACGUUGAGCUCAUAGACUGAAUGCUAAUAAAUAAGUAAUACUUGUAAGCAGAGUAUCUUUUUCUGUUUGUAUAGCAGACUAUGUUGAGGGAUGAGCACAUUUUCGCAAACGAUACUCCAACCGCCGUAUCCGCCUCUUGCCUGUGGCAUCUCUCAGAAAGUUCAUUCUUUGCUGUUUAGCAUUCAGGCGCACAUCACAGCUGCUGUCAAGUCCUUUUGUAGUGGCCAAGCUAGCCAGGAUAAUCUACUCACCCAACCUUAGAGUGACUCGUACCGAAUCGACAUACCCACUCUCCACUUUUCCCUCCUUUUCACCGACCCAAAGGGCUGCUGCACCAGAAUCUGUGCCAGUUUCCCUAAGCAGAUAGCUUUUUCAAUCGUAGACGCUACUUGUAGUACUAUAGAACUAAGAACACCCAAAGCCGUAAAGAGCGUCAACACUCUUCUUGCCGUUCCCUGUUCUUAGAAUUGCUUUAACAGCAUAUUCUGUAUCUCCGCAUAGCGUGAGUAACACACACAGAGAUCGGCCUAAGCCAAGCACUACGCAAAGCACGUCGUAUGUCCCGCUAUAUACGGUUCAAGAAGGACUACAACACGUCUACGGUGGACAACCUUGGAUAAGGAAACAGACUGAAGAUUAUUAGAUACAUAUGUUGGCUGCCUGAGACAGCGGAGUAAGUUGAGUGAGCACUCAAGGCUGUGUACGUAGCAGUCGCUAUUCAAUAUGGUUGUUUCUGAAAUCCAAGGACGAGAUUGCAAGCACCAACGACAUGGAUGAGCUCUGCGCCAGUGAAGACCGGCUUUUAAACAGAUUUGCUUUUGCUGUACCUGGAACUCGUGUUGGUAUCCUUCAGGAUUCAUUAUGUCGUCGCGUUUGCCCCGUGGCUCACCUUAUCAUGGAGGCUACGGGGUCUACGGGGGUUACGGUUAUGAAGAACCGACGAAGAUUCAACGUUUUGGUCAAUGCUGCCGUGCGUGUACAGCGUCGCUGAUGUCUCACUUUGGAUUGGUUACUCUGGUCAUGUUUUACUGUGUUUUCGGAGCGUUCCUGUUCGAAUAUCUAGAGGCCCCGAAUGAAGGGGCCAAAAGACUGGAAGUGAUGUAUCGGAGAGGAAACGUCAGCAUCGAUCUAUGGAGGAUUACUAAUGGAUCACGUGUCCUUGAGCAACGGCAGUGGAAAACAGAUGCCCUUCAAGUUCUCAAAAAGUUUGAAGAUCAGGUAGUCCGAGCGGUCCGCAAGGAGGGAUACGAUGGAAAUGACCACGGAGAGCCGCCACAGUGGAGUUUCACAGGAUCACUUCUCUACUCUAUUAUAGUCAUAACGACCAUUGGAUAUGGAAACGUAGCCCCGAAAACCCCACAGGGACGAGUGGUAACCAUUUUUUACGCGAUCGCCGGCAUUCCACUUAUGCUUCUUUGUCUUUCAAAUCUUGGCGAUACAAUGGCACACUCCUUCAAAUUCUCCUACAAAUACAUGUGCUGCGCAAUGGUCCACAAAGAGCGGCGCCCACGACGACAGCGGUCGCGCUCGAGAAGAGCAUACGCACGCUCUUUGGCGAUGGCUGGGUCUGCUAGCGGCAUUGGGGCCAGUAUGAGCGGCGCUGGUGUUGGGCUUUGCCCAGGAGUUAUUGGGACCGGAAGAAAAGUCUUCGUCAAUAACGCUAGCACUCAGGCAUCGAGUUUACCAACCACACCAACUCUCCAACCAAAGCACUUUAACGUUGGAUACAGACGUGCUGCAAGUGUACCUCGUUCAAGAGCAACCCCGACUCUUAAAGCCGAUGCAUGGAACUCCCAGAUUUUCGUGAACCGAUAUGCUAAAGAGGAUGAUAGACAACGCACACUCGGGAGUUCCGGCUCGCCUGAAGCGGCUACUGGGGUGGCCCAGACUUCACGCAACGAACCUAUUGUGUUCGACUUUGGUGGCUAUGAGACAGAGUCAGAAUCAUCUGAAGAAGAAUAUCAGCGCCGGCGCGAUGAGGAAGCAGUUCCCCUUUGGAUGUGUUGUGGAAUUGUUAUACUGUACAUUCUUGGUGGAGCAUGGCUAUUUAAGUACUACGAAGACUGGGAUUUCUUGGAGGGAUCAUAUUUUUGUUUCGUCACUCUGACUACAAUUGGAUUCGGUGAUGUAGUUCCUGGACAGACAAUCAACGAAAAAGAGACACAAAGUUCUCGGCUUGCAUCGUGUGCGAUCUAUUUGCUUUUUGGGAUGGCUUUAAUCGCUAUGAGCUUCAAUCUCGUGCAGGAAGAAGUUAAGAAGAAGGUGCGGAAUAUUGGCAAGCGGGUGGGUAUCGUUUCGGAUGAUGAUGACGAUUAAAUCUGUCUGCCAAGCGGCCUAUAUAUUCCACGACGCCUUCCUCUACUUCGAGUACUUUUCCUCUUCGACUCCCUUUGAUUCCCCCUUACAUAUCUUCGGUUAUUUCGAAAUAGUGUUUUCACCAUCAUUAUUGUCACCAUCGUCAUCACAAAGGCCAAAUAUGUGCCUAGAUGGAAACAAACUUCUAACAAUAUAUUAUGCAACCGCCUACACAUUGGUAUAUGGAUUUUUUUCGUUCUAAUUAAUGCGUCGAAGUCCUACGUCAGCGAAGCAUUAAUUGCCAAUUAACUGUUAGCGACUGAAGUCAUUUUGCGUCAGUGCGUACAUAAUGGUUUUAGAUAGGCUGUAGAUAUAAUCUAAUCGAACAGUUUGCACACUCACUACACUACGAAGCAAAAACAUAGCGCAUUUUGAGUGAAGACGUAUCGGGUAAAAUUAUAGGUACAAAUGUAUACCAAAAUGCUCACUCUCAUUACUUGCACCGAAUCGUCCAAUGUUUUCUUGAAGCUGAGGAACAAAACAGUUAGAAAACCAGUCAUUCAAUUUGGUAUGUCACGAACUAAGACUAAGUUCGUUGAGUAGUUGCAGAGGCCAAUACGCUAUUCUCCUGGUAUUCAAUCAGUUCAUUCAGCUAGUGCAAUAACAAGCUUUGAUGGACCAAAAAUAACGUCAAAACCGAAAACAGACAAAAACCAAUAAACAAUUUUUCUACAAAAUUGCCUCAGAGUAGGUCAUCAAUAAUUAAAAUCAAUACUCAAAUGCAAUCAGUGGAAGAAAUAUUAUAUGUGUUCAUAGCCUAAAAACUUCUAUUUCGCGAAACGAUGCAGCUCCACGUUGACUGGUCUCCAUAUAGACUGACUAAAUGUUCCGCCUAACCUACUGUAAAUAAACACAAAAUCGUA